This is a messenger RNA of Acanthisitta chloris (rifleman), 446 nucleotides long. It is a transcript of the gene HHEX, whose product is annotated as hematopoietically expressed homeobox. NCBI's taxonomy places the organism in Eukaryota, Metazoa, Chordata, Aves, Passeriformes, Acanthisittidae. The record is from RefSeq and is a predicted model, not a curated record. The annotation marks the transcript as partial. Gene Ontology annotation, molecular function: RNA polymerase II cis-regulatory region sequence-specific DNA binding. The transcript is spliced from 3 exons. Gene Ontology annotation, biological process: cell differentiation; regulation of transcription by RNA polymerase II.
GGAAGCCGCUGCUGUGGAGCCCCUUCAUCCAGCGGCCGCUGCACAAGAGGAAAGGGGGGCAGGUCCGCUUCUCCAACGACCAGACCGUCGAGCUGGAGAAGAAGUUCGAGACUUACUGGCUCCAAGACUACCCCGUGCCUUCUCUCGUUGUCGUUGCUCAGGUCAAAACGUGGUUUCAGAAUCGCAGAGCCAAAUGGAGGCGUCUAAAGCAGGAGAAUCCCCAGGCCACCAAAAAAGAAGAAGUGGAAGGUGCUGACAGUCACAGUGACCAAAGGCCGGAGAGCUGCCAGACCCCAGAGCAGAAGGGUAAGGAGGUCUCUCUGGAUGGCUCACAGUACACCCCCUCACCAGCCUCACAGGAGGACCUGGAGUCAGAAGUCUCUGAUGACUCUGAUCAAGAAGUGGACAUUGAAGGCGAUAAAGGCUAUUACAAUUCUACCCACUAA